This is a messenger RNA of Vairimorpha ceranae, 279 nucleotides long. RefSeq lists its product as hypothetical. The transcript has a single exon. Bases 1 to 279 code for a protein of 92 amino acids. Lineage: Eukaryota; Fungi; Microsporidia; Nosematidae. The record is from RefSeq and is a predicted model, not a curated record.
AUGUCUUUAAAUUUACAAAAAGAAAUUUCUGAAGCCAUAAAAAAUUAUUUUGGUUUUUGUACAUUAAAAGUCGAAAAUCUUUCUUAUCUUCAUGUUGGACAUAAAUCAAUGAAAGACGUAAAUUCAUUAGAAACACAUUUUAAAAUAAAAAUUAAAUCUAAAAAAUUUAAUGGUCAGAGUGAAGUUGAAAGACAUAGAAUGAUUUAUAAAAUAAUAGACUUUGCAUUUAAAAAAGGAUUACAUGCAAUAGAAAUGGAUUGUGAAUCAGAUCUCGAAUAA